Drosophila takahashii is the source of this 855-nucleotide messenger RNA. RefSeq names its product wurmchen 2 (gene wrm2). The record is from RefSeq and is a predicted model, not a curated record. Lineage: Eukaryota; Metazoa; Arthropoda; Insecta; Diptera; Drosophilidae.
AUGGCUCUAUACUUCCUUUAUCCCGCCGUGGCCGCCAUCGCCCUGUUCAUCGUAGGCGUGAUCAUUGUCAUGCUGCGCUAUGGACCCCGUUUGUGCGGUCUGCGCCACCAUGCGUUGCCGGACGACGACGACCUGCGGGGGAAGACGUACGAGCAUGAGAUUAGCUAUGCUUAAUCUCCUUCCGGGGUGUCCCAGAAACUUCCUCCAACCAAAAGUGCCCCAGAAACCGCUUCACAUUUCAGUAAAUAUUUUAGGAUCAACAGAAUAGUAGGCUUGUUUCUAUAGUCCGAGUUCUGGGGCACAACAAAUUUUUCUUUGAAAUUUUUUCAACAAACAUCCGCAAAAAUAAUUUAAGAUUUAUGGACACUCCUCUUUAUAAUUUACAUACUUCUUACACCAGCCGGCAAUGUUACGAAUUGCUUCUUAUAUAUCUCCCUAAAACUAAUCCUAGCUGCUGUAAGACCCCACUAACCCUUCUGCACCCAACAACCAUAAUUAUUUUGCAUGCAGUACAAAUAGCUUCAUUAGCAACUAGUUCUGUUCGAGCCGUUUCCAUUCCAUUAAUCACAAUCAGACAAUGUGCCUUCAAUGUAGAGACUCGUGAGAAAAUUAUACCGUCCAAGUGUCUUUUAGUGCCGUAAGAUCGAACUGUAUUUAAAUGUAAUGGUUUAUACCCUUUUUGGGUAGUCUACAGAUGCUGCAUUUAAUGUUGUCCAAUAUUUUUAUAAAACAUAUCAGUGUCUUGCAACUACAACAGUUAAUGCAAACUCUAUACAUUUGUAUUCGUCCAUUUAGUUUUCUAAUAUUGUAUUCUGAAAUGACAUCAAAUAAAGCUUCAAGUUACGGCAAAUAAAA